CGGCGGGCGCGGGCGUCCACAGAUCCAGAGAUCAAAAACGCUCGGCCCUGUGUGCCCGAUUUGCAGCCUGACUGCAACCCCCGGCAGCGUGCUCGGCAUGAGCCUUGACCUCUCGCUCAGCUUCUCGGGCUGCGGUGCGCUGCUCACCUACCACCUCGGCGUGGCGACUCGGUUGCUCCGGCACAGCGGGCCAGUUGCGACUCGCGUCACGCGCUUUGCCGGGUCCAGCGGCGGUGCGAUCGCUGCAGUGGCCAUCGCGAUGCUUUCGCGUGAGCGGCUGCUCGCAUUCACGGAGGAGUACGCGGUCCGCGGACGGGCGAUGGAGGGUAUACUCCACGCGCUCGGCGUCUCGGCACGUUCGCUCUCCGACGUUGGCGGCGGCAGCCAGCCAGCUGACCAGCCUUGCUCGGCGGCGGAGCGGCUCAGCGGGCGCGUCUUCAUCGGCGCGACCGAGUGCACGAGCGGCAGGCCGGCUCUCUUCUCGAGAUUCGCCUCCAACGAGCAGCUCGCCCGCUGCCUCGUCGCCUCCUGCACGAUACCUCCGUCGGCGAGGCCCACCCCAACGUCACCCUUCCGACUGAUGACGGCGCACCCCUUCGACCUCCUCCGCUCGGCGCCAACCUACCCCGAAGCAGCAGGCGUCACGCUGCCGCCGCAGUGCGAGUGGGACGGCGGCGAGGCGAGGCGAGCUGCCGCCUCCUCGGGCGCCGGCGGGGCGGCCUUCGUCGACGGCGGUCUCUCUCAGGCGGCGCCCUGGCUGCCGCCGCCUCUCUCCGCAGGACGAGCCAUCACCAUCUCGCCUCUCUGCGGGCCGCGCGGAGUCUUGUCGCGCCGCGGCGGCCGUGGGGGCGGCGGCGGCGGCGGCGGCGGCGGCAGUAGCGAUGACGGCGGUGGCGGCGUGACGCAUCUCCACCUCUGCCCGAUCGAGACGUCGCCACGCAUACCCCUGGCAGCACCGCGGCUGGCGGGCUUGCGGCUCUUCCUCUCGCUCGACAACCUGCGCGCUGCCGGUGCGUCGAUCGGCGCAUCGCCGGACGAGCUGAGGUGGUGGCACGACAGGGGGGCGGAGGACGCGCGGGAGCUCGAGGCGUGGAUCGAGGAGACGUGCAUCUAGAACAUGCCGAUGUAUUCCAGACACGCGAGCGCGAGCGAGCAUGGGCCAUGCCCAUGGCCGCCACUUUCAAAGACUAAAAGUGCCGCACUUAGCGGGUCUCCGUCCCUCCAACAAGAGAGUAACGCAGUAAGCCGCCUCCCUCUCGCGCGGCGUUCUGUGCGAGCUGCGUCCUGCGAGGCGUGCCGCGUGUGCUUCGGCGCGUGUUUAUAAUUGUCUUCAUGU
Molecule: messenger RNA, 1336 nt
Organism: Emiliania huxleyi CCMP1516
Lineage: Eukaryota; Haptophyta; Isochrysidales; Noelaerhabdaceae
Exons: 4
Coding region: 98-1114 (338 amino acids)
Biological process (GO): triglyceride catabolic process; lipid homeostasis
Cellular component (GO): lipid droplet; membrane; cytoplasm
Molecular function (GO): triacylglycerol lipase activity
Source: RefSeq, a predicted model, not a curated record